This is a messenger RNA of Cicer arietinum (chickpea), 1677 nucleotides long. Its product is annotated as cyanidin 3-O-galactoside 2''-O-xylosyltransferase FGGT1-like. The record is from RefSeq and is a predicted model, not a curated record. Gene Ontology annotation, molecular function: UDP-glucosyltransferase activity. Lineage: Eukaryota; Viridiplantae; Streptophyta; Magnoliopsida; Fabales; Fabaceae.
UGGUACUAAAAUUCCCCCUGUAUUUAUUUAUAUAUAUACCUCAUAAGCAUAGACAUAGCAAACAGGUUCAGUUCAGAGAAGAUAGCCAUGGAUUCACCUUCUUCCUUGCAUAUAGCAAUGUUUCCGUGGUUUGCAAUGGGCCACCUAAUCCCAUAUCUUCACCUUUCAAACAAAUUAGCCAAAAGGGGUCACAAAAUCUCAUUCUUCACUCCCAAAAAAACACAAACAAAGUUAGAACAAUUUAAUCUCUACCCAAAUCUCAUCACUUUUUACCCUCUCAAUGUUCCACAUGUUGAUGGCCUUCCCUUUGGUGCUGAAACCACUUCAGAUGUUGCUAUCUCUUUAGGUCCAAUACUCAUGACAGCUAUGGACCAAACACAGAACCAAAUUGAACUUCUCCUUACUCAACUAAAGCCACAAAUUAUUUUCUUUGAUUUCGUAUUUUGGCUACCAAAAAUAACUCAACGUUUAGGAAUAAAAUCUUUUCUAUACUUUAUUAUUAAUCCAGCAACAAUUUCCUAUACCACAUCCCCACCAAGGAUGUUUGAAGCUGAAAACUUGACUGAAGUUGACCUUAUGAAACCUCCUAAAGGGUACCCUACAUCCUUCAAUCUUCAAUCACAUGAAGCAAAGCACCUUGCUUCUACACGAAAGAUUGAGUUUGGAAGUGGUAUUCCUUUCUCUGUCAGGUCCUAUAAUUGUUUAAGCUUAACAGAUGCAAUUGGGUUCAAAGGGUGUAGAGAAAUUGAAGGACCCUAUGUUGAUUACUUACAAGAACAAUUUGGUAAGCCUGUUCUUCUUUCCGGACCUGUUUUACCUGAACAAUCCAAAACUGCUUUAGAUGAAAAAUGGGGUUCUUGGCUUGGAGGAUUUAAGGAUGGUUCAUUAGUUUAUUGUGCACUUGGAAGUGAAUUGAAAUUAAAACAAGAUCAGUUUCAUGAAUUGUUGUUAGGACUUGAGUUAACAGGUUUUCCAUUUUUGGCAAUUCUUAAACCUCCAGUUGGGUUUGAGACAAUUGAAGAUGCUUUGCCAGAAGGGUUUAAAGAAAGGGUUAAGGAAAAAGGGAUUGUUCAUAGUGGAUGGAUACAGCAACAACUGAUUUUGGAACACCCAUCUGUUGGUUGUUUUGUAACACAUUGUGGGGCUGGUUCUAUAACAGAGGGACUAGUAAAUAAUUGUCAGAUGGUGUUGCUGCCACAACUAAAUGGUGAUUAUAUCAUUAAUGCAAGGAUUAUGGGUAGGCACUUGAAGGUUGGAGUUGAAGUGAAGAAGGGUGAGGAAGAUGGAUUGUUCACAAAAGAAAGUGUUUAUGAAGCUGUGAAAAUUGUGAUGGAUGAUGAGAAUGAGAUUGGUAGAGAAGUUAGGAGUAAUCAUACCAAAGUCAGGAACCUCUUGUUAAGGCAUGAUUUGGAGUCAUCCUGUCUUGAUACUUUCUGUGAGAAGCUUCAAGAAUUAGUAAGCUGAUUUCUUAAUCAGUAGAAACAGUAUCCCAUCUGUAAUUUAUUGUUGUGUGCUUGUAUGGUUUCAAUAAAAAUAUGUGAGGUUUGACCAAUGUCAAUUUGGUUGAACUCAUGUGUAAAGAAUAAGUGAAUUUUAUCAUAUAUUUGCUCUGAUUGUUGUGUAUGUUAAAAUCGUCAAAAAUACAUAAGUUGGGGGUGUAUUUUGCAUGCAUGCUUA